Molecule: messenger RNA, 1152 nt
Organism: Melampsora larici-populina 98AG31
Lineage: Eukaryota; Fungi; Basidiomycota; Pucciniomycetes; Pucciniales; Melampsoraceae
Exons: 3
Coding region: 1-1152 (383 amino acids)
Source: RefSeq, a predicted model, not a curated record
AUGUCCACCAAUGAUGAAAAUAUACCAGCACCACCAGAAAUCUCUAUUCAAGGAACUUGCGACCCCAUGGAUCCCAAAACACAAGAAAAAAUGGAUCAAUAUGUGAAAUCAUUUGCCGCUGAACAUGGGUACUUGAUAUCGGUUGGGAAGUCCUACGUUUCAAAGGGGAGAUGUACAUAUCACUGUCAUCGAGGCGGCCUUUGCAAGACUUUGAAGGACUCUUCCAAGGCAAGCAAGUCAUUGAAGAUCAACUGCCCAUUUGCAAUGAAGGCCAAGCUGGACACCAAACAUCAAUAUUGGACGCUCUCCCACACCAACACCAGCCACAACCACCCUCCCAACUUUGACCUCAAAUAUAUACCCCCUGAUGAAAAAAGUUCGAACUCAACCGGUGACAAAAUAGACACCUUUCUGUACUUUCUAUCACAACGUCUCCGACUGCUUGACUCCACUACUCAAAACACCGUUCUUGAUGAAAUUAAGCAAAUUGUUGAAAAACAAGAUGAAAUAAGUCAAUCUCUUAUUCAACCAUUGACAUCCAAAGUGGUUGUAGAGUCCCAAGGUACAAAAUCAACCCACCAGGCCAACUCAACCCUGCUCGAUAUUGAGGAUGGAGAAUCUGAUCAUCCGCAAUCACCAAAAUUGCAGAGUCUUCCGCACGCAAGCUCAAAUGCAGAACCACCCAAUCCGAUGCUUCCAGUUCAUCAUGAGGAGAAAAACCACCCAGCCGAUUCAGACAAUACACCACCUGAUCUUUUUGAUAAUUCACCAACUGGUCUUCUUAACAGUACAACGAGUGACAUUGACAUUACACCAAACGGAGUUGCUAACAAUCCUGCAACAACUAAUACACCAAAUGACUUAAACGAUACACCAAGUGCUGUUCUGACCAAUAAACUGGCUGAUCUUCGUCAUGAUGACGAACCCAAAGACGGAACUCCACAACUGCCAUCUGGAUCCUCAGCAAAGGACAUACAACCACCCGAAACCCAUACCGACCUUACAAAAGGCACCCAAAACACAACUAAGAAGACUCGUAGCCUAAUCCUUGUCAGCACCUUGAACGAGCGUCCUCGCACACGCAAACAAGUACGUGAGCAGGUACAAGACUUCCCCAAGGCUGUAACCCGUACAAGGAAAUCAAAGCAAUGA